Molecule: messenger RNA, 731 nt
Organism: Leucoraja erinaceus (little skate)
Lineage: Eukaryota; Metazoa; Chordata; Chondrichthyes; Rajiformes; Rajidae
Gene: pithd1
Product: PITH (C-terminal proteasome-interacting domain of thioredoxin-like) domain containing 1
Exons: 6
Coding region: 49-675 (208 amino acids)
Cellular component (GO): nucleus
Source: RefSeq, a predicted model, not a curated record
ACAGUUGUGCCAAUUCACUUUGCGGCAUAACAACAGGCUGGAGAGAAGAUGUCCGGCCAUGGCCACGGCCACGGGCAGUGCGAGUGUGAGGGGCACCGGGACCCCGUCGAGACGGGCGUGGAGUACGGCCUCUACAAGAAGAUCGACCACGAGAGGUUGGAGUGUCUGAACGAGUCCAGCGAGGGCUCUGGCAAGUUGGUCUUCAAGCCCUGGGAGGAGAGGCAGGACCGCACAAAGUACGUAGAAAGUGAUGAUGAUCAAGAGUUGCUGUUUAAUAUUCCUUUCACAGGCAACGUAAAGCUCAAAGGAAUAAUUUUAAUGGGAGAAGAUGAUGAUACCCAUCCAUCAGAAAUGAGACUUUAUAAGAACAUCCCACACAUGUCGUUUGAUGACACAGGCAGAGAACCUGAUCAAGUAUUCAAGUUGAACCGAGAUAUCACAGGGGAGCUGGAAUAUACCACAAAGGUGGCGCGUUUCUCCAGUGUUUAUCAUCUUUCAAUUCACAUUGCCAAAAAUUUUGGUGCUGAAAUUUCAAAAAUUUAUUAUAUAGGAUUGCGAGGGGAGUGGUCAGAGAGCUACAGACAUGAAGUGACACUUUGUACAUAUGAAGCCUCAGCCAAUCCGGCAGAUCACAAAAUUGACAGCUUUACUCCUCAAACACACUUCAUUUCUUAAAACCAGUCCCUUGAAGCUGCAGCACACCAUGAAAAAGGAAAGACCAAGACCACAGG